AUAUUGUGGCCAAAAAAUGCCUGGUUUAGCCACUGAACUAAGAGAGCUUAUUGAAGGCAGCACUAAAUCUAAAAGAAGACACAGAGAAAUAAUCAAAUGGAUGCAGAAGAAAAGGCUUCUAAGAAGAGGGAUGAGAUGUCAAAAAUGCAAACACAAGAUGAAAUUCAAGGAAUCAGUUUGUGUGGACAACUAUGCAUGGGUUUGCAAACACCAUAACCACAGAGGGAGGAAACUGAAGAGGUCAAUUAGACACAAAUCUAUGUUCAGCAAGUCAAAGGUUUCUCUCUUCAACUGGAUGCGCUUUGUGUACAGAUUUGCACAGGGCCUGCGUCUACGUCAAGUGGACAUGAUCAAUGAUGACAUCUCUGGAAGCUCAGCAACCCUGUCCAAGAUGGCUCAAAAGCUGCGAGAUGUUUGCACUACUGCAAUGGACAGAUAUCAGCGACGAACAGGCCAGUACAUUGGAGGGCGGCAGGAGUUUGUCACCAUUGAUGAGAGCCACUUCAGACACAAAAGAAAGUAUGGACGAGGACGAAUGGCUGGUGGGUGGAAGAGGAAGAAGUGGGUUUUCGGGAUGCUAGGUGUGAACCGGAGAGGGAAAAGACAUGCAAAGCCUGUUCUUCGCUUAGUCGAGAGAAGAAGAAGGAGAGAUCUGGUGCCGCUUAUAGCUCACCAUGUUAAAGUGGGAUCUACAAUAAUAAGUGAUGAGUGGCGGGCUUAUCGCAAUGCUUUACCUCAGCUAGGUUACACCCAUUUCACUGUCAAUCACAGUGUUUCAUAUGUUGAUGCUCAAACAGGUGCACAUACACAGCACAUAGAGAGGGCCUGGAGAAUGGUUAAGGAAAAUGUGUGGAGACUAAGAGGGAAUCGCACAGAGGAGUUACUGGUAGACCAUCUCAGAGUUAUUGAAUGGUAUGAGUGGCUGGCCCGUAAACAUCGCAAGGGGCCAUUAGGACGGAUAAUCCAUGACAUUGCUGUGAUGUAUCGACAUUAAAUAUCUCUCUGAAAUAAUCUGUUUCUUAAAUGUUUAGCACAAUAAGUACCAAAACCUCAAUGUUUUGUAUACUGUUGUAUACUGCUGUUCUGCCAUGUGAGGGCUCAGUAUGUUUGUUUUUAUACAUUAAAGACAAUGUUCAACAAGUUGUCUGUUUUAUGUCAUUGCUAAUAUAUAGUACACAUGAAAGUCUAUGGGUGGAAGAAGGUUGAGAUACAAAAAUGUGACAUUUUAAAUAUCACAUAAAAUUUCUGUACCUUGA
Molecule: messenger RNA, 1256 nt
Organism: Fundulus heteroclitus (mummichog)
Lineage: Eukaryota; Metazoa; Chordata; Actinopteri; Cyprinodontiformes; Fundulidae
Exons: 4
Coding region: 17-994 (325 amino acids)
Source: RefSeq, a predicted model, not a curated record